AUGAGUCAGUUGAAAUUUGUCAGAUCAAAAAGUACCAACAGAUCUAAUCCUUUAGGGAAAAUACAAUAAAAAUUAAAGUAAGUUUAGAAACCAGGAAAACUUCAUGUUAGUGUUGGAAGAAGCAGGCAGUCUUCAUAAACAAGAGAGGAUUUACUCAUUUCCAAUCCAAAGCUUAAGACGGAUUAAUAAGUGUCACAACAUCAUCAUAUUAAUCGAAAUGGAGUUUCCCUUUAAGCAUCUGAUGCAUGGUAAUUGAAGCCACCAUUAUCUCAUGAUGCUGGGUAAAUCAACAAUUCUAGAAAGUUUUCAAAUUCUUCUCAAUACAAUGGAAAUUUGGGUAAUAUAUACAGUAAACAACACUAUUAUACUCAAACAACUUGUUGCACUCCAAAACUAAGUGAAAGUGAGAAUAUCUUUAAAUUUGAUACAUUGUAAAUCAAAACAAACAAAUUAAAUUCAACUGACCAAAAAACAAUGAUAGUCUCAGACACAAAUCCUAAUUCAACAUUUAAUUUCAAUUAAUUUGCACCAAAAUAAAGUAGAAUAAUUAAUUAAGACUGCAACUUAGAAGAAGAAUUGUUUAGAGUGUAGAGCUCAGUUGAUAUAAACACUAAAAUUAAGUAAAAUUAAGUAUCAAAUCAUGAAUAAAUUAAAUUAAACAUUGAAAAAAUUGAUUAGAUCAUCUUAGAUAGAUAUCCUGCAUUUACAAAAAAGAAUUUAGUUAAUACAAAACCUAUUAUAGAAUAAAAUGAAAAUGAGGACCUACAAGCUAUGAAAUUCAGUACAAAAUCAUCCUAAAGAUAAAUCCCAAAAUCUUUUAGUGAAAUAUUGACUGAAAGAUCCAUUGUUCUAAAUUUGCCGAAAGAGUAUAAGGAAACUGAUAUUUAGACUAGUUUUUCAUAGUAUCAAGAAUCUGAACCUAAAUAAUAAGGGCAUGCAAGGCAGGUAGAAUGCAAAUCCACUACAAAUGCAUCUGUAUAGACGAAGACUAAGAACAGGAAUUUAGGAUUAUUCUAAUAUCAAUUAUCAUUCUUUUCACCAAAAGUAAAUAGAAAUUUCGUAGAAUCUGAUUUGAUAUCUUUGGAUGAUUAUCAACAAUAAAUUAUAUAUGGGAAUUAAUAAGAAAACAAAACUAUAAAUUAAUAACUAAGAGAUAUUGAUUUAAAUUAAUAUUUAAGAUCGUAAAUUUUGAGCUAAAAAAACAAUAAUUUGACAAUGAAUUUGGAUUCUAUAGAAGAUCCUCAGCAUUUUAAUUUAUAAGCUGAACCUAAAGAAAUUAACACUAAUCUAGUUGAUAACAAAUUCAAUAACAAUAGGAGUGUUUCCUUAGGGUAGAAUAGUUGCUCAAGUAUUUCAAAGAGUAAAAUUGAAAAAGAGGGUUUAUUUUAAAGUUCAAAAUGUUAUAAGGAUCAUUUAAGUCUAUUAACAAAUCAAACUUCUUAGGAGAAGAAGCAAAGAUAUCCACUUAGAAACUCAAAUUAAAGUUAUAAAAAACAAUAAAGGCCUAAAUAAACAAAAAAGAAAUGA
Messenger RNA from Paramecium tetraurelia, 1527 nucleotides. RefSeq lists its product as uncharacterized. The record is from RefSeq and is a predicted model, not a curated record. The transcript has a single exon. NCBI's taxonomy places the organism in Eukaryota, Ciliophora, Oligohymenophorea, Peniculida, Parameciidae.